AUGACAGAGACUUUUAUAGGUGGUAAGAAUAAGAAUAGGCAUAGGGAUAAAAAGGUUCCUAAUUCCCAAGGUGAAGGUGCAAAAAUUACACAAGAACAGGACCAACAUUGCGCAACCCUUUUGUUAGAAUUAGGAAAAAUAAAGAAUGAGUUAAACCAAUCUGAAGCUCAACAAAUAAAAUAUAUUAAUGCCAUAGAAGAAUAUCAACGAAGAAUAGAUGAUGAAAAAUUACACAAAAACAGAACCAACACCAUGCAAAUCUUUUGUGAGAAUUGGAAAAAAUAA
Messenger RNA from Entrophospora sp. SA101, 285 nucleotides. Lineage: Eukaryota; Fungi; Glomeromycota; Glomeromycetes; Entrophosporales; Entrophosporaceae. The record is from the annotation of a GenBank genome assembly.